Molecule: messenger RNA, 4045 nt
Organism: Ananas comosus (pineapple)
Lineage: Eukaryota; Viridiplantae; Streptophyta; Magnoliopsida; Poales; Bromeliaceae
Product: probable helicase CHR10
Exons: 18
Coding region: 374-2869 (831 amino acids)
Biological process (GO): chromatin remodeling; DNA repair
Molecular function (GO): ATP-dependent chromatin remodeler activity; ATP binding; DNA helicase activity
Source: RefSeq, a predicted model, not a curated record
CGGCGGCCGCGGCGGCGCUCUCGAACCCUCCGAUCUCGGCGUCGCGGCGACGCUGAAGCCCCACCAGCUCGAAGGCGUCUCGUGGCUCCUGAGGCGAUACGAGCUCGGCGUCAACGUCAUUCUCGGAGAUGAGGUCAGUCUCAUUCGCCCUCGAUAACCAAAUUUAAGAUCCGAGAUUGAUUUGAAUCUGUUGCCUUGAUUGGGAAAUUCCCCAUCAAAAAUUGUUGUUGGAAGAGGAUUUUACGGGUGAGGAGUAAGGCUAUCGAAUCAAUCGUUAGUUCAUUACUCAUCGCCGGAAUAAAUUCUUGCUAGUAGCGGGUGUCGAGAUGCGACAAAACCACCUGUGUUUUGCUAGAUUUUCAGUGUAUUCGAGAUGGGCCUUGGAAAGACCCUGCAAGCUAUCUCUCUGUUGAGCUAUCUGAAGAUCCAUUCCAUGUCGCCCGGGCCGUUUUGUGUGUACAUUUUGUUAGUGAUAUUGUGUCCUUUAAGCGUCACGGAUGGCUGGGUAUCUGAAUUCACUAAAUUUUGCCCAACUCUAAAAAUCCUUCGUUAUGUCGGCGAUAAAGGGCAUCGUCUUGGCCUUCGAAGGGCCAUGUACGAGCAUUUUCAAAGGCUGUCUUUGUCGUCUUCUUCUGAUGCGUUUCCAUUUGAUGUGUUGUUGACAACCUAUGAUGUAGCCUUAAUGGAUCGGCAUUUUCUUUCUCAAAUACCCUGGCAUUAUGCUGUUAUCGAUGAGGCGCAGCGCCUUAAAAACCCUUCCAGUGUAUUGUAUAAUGUACUAGAGCAACACUUUGUCAUGCCUAGACGGUUGUUACUGACCGGCACCCCCAUUCAAAACAAUCUUUCCGAACUGUGGGCUUUGUUGCAUUUUUGUAUGCCUUCUAUAUUCGGAACAUUGGAAGAAUUUGUUCUCACGUUCGCGGAAGCUGGGAGUUCACUUACAGGUGGUGAAGCAACUAAAGCAAAAAGGCAAUUUAAAGUAUUGAAGUAUAUAAUGAGAGCAUUUAUGCUUCGGAGAACAAAAGCAUUGCUUGUUGAGAGUGGAACUUUAGUGCUGCCUCCUCUGACUGAAAUAACUGUGAUGGUGCCGUUGGUACCGCUGCAAAAGAAGCUCUACAUUUCAGUUCUGAGGAAGGAACUUCAAACACUUCUUUCAUUUACCACAGGAGUCUCCAGUCAUCAAUCAUUGCAAAAUAUUGUAAUACAGCUCCGGAAAGCAUGCAGUCAUCCUUAUCUCUUUAAUGGUAUUGAACCUGAACCCUAUGAAGAAGGCGAGCAUCUGGUUCAGGCUAGUGGUAAGCUUAUCGUCUUAGACCAGCUACUUCAAAAAUUUCGUGUGUCAGGACAUCGUGUUUUGCUAUUUGCUCAGAUGACUCAUACUCUUGACAUUCUUCAGGACUUCCUAGAAUUGCGCAAAUACACAUAUGAACGCUUGGAUGGAUCUGUACGUGCUGAGGAACGAUUUGCAGCAAUACGAAGCUUCAGCAAGCAACCAACCGGAGGGUCUAUGAAGCAUCAUGAUAGUGAAAAUGGUGCUUUUGUAUUUAUGAUUUCUACAAGAGCAGGAGGAGUUGGUCUUAAUCUUGUUGGUGCGGAUACUGUUAUAUUUUAUGAGCAAGACUGGAAUCCACAGGCUGAUAAGCAGGCUUUACAACGUGCUCACCGCAUUGGGCAAUUGAAUCAUGUAUUAUCUAUAAAUCUAGUGACAGAACAUACAAUAGAGGAGGUAAUCAUGCGAAGAGCACAAAGAAAACUCAAGCUUAGUCAAAAUGUUAUUGGCGAGGAGAAUGAUGCACUAAAUGAAACGAGGAAGGAUGUGGAAAUUGAAGCUGGUGAUAUGCGGUCACUCAUUUUUGGCUUGCGUGUAUUUGACCCGACAGACAUUAAUACGGACACCUUAAAUGAGGACAAUGUGAUGAAGCUGAAAUUGAUGACUGACCGGGUGGUCAAAAUGCGUGAUCAUGAACCCUUAGACAAGGAAGACCGCACAUUUGAAAUCAAUCCGACUGAUCUAAUGGACAACAGUGAUACAGCAAUAAAAAGAACUUCUGAUGCCAUUAGUUUUGAUCCUGGAGUUGAUGAGGCUUCAUAUCUAUCUUGGGUUGAGAAGUUCAAAGAAGCUUCACCACCUACUGAGAAUGUUGCUUUGGAACUGGGAAGGAGAAGAUAUCGGCCGGAAGAAAAGCAACUAAAACACGAGGCCGAUAAGAAAAGAGCAGAGGAAAAAAGAAUGGCCAAGUGGGAAGCUCUUGGUUACCAGUCAUUGGCUGUCAAAGAUCCAGAUAUUAUGGUGGACCAGAAUAUUAUGUCAGAUUCAGGCUCUGUCCAAUUUGUUUAUGGAGAUUGUACCUAUCCAUCAAAGACUUGUCCUUCAGAGCCAGCUAUAAUAUUCAGUUGCAUUGAUACUUCGGGGAGCUGGGGUCAUGGAGGAAUGUUUGAUGCUCUAGCCAAUCUAUCUCCAUGUGUUCCAGAUGCUUAUCACCAUGCUUUUGAAUGUGGGGACCUUCAUAUGGGAGAUCUUCACUUAAUCAAAUUAGAUGAGACCAAGUGCAGUGGAAAUAUCUCUACAGAUGCUCCUCUGUGGGUAGCCCUAGCAGUUGUACAGUCUUAUAAUCCGAGACGUAAAGUUCCUAGGAGUGGCAUCUCUUUGCCUGAUCUAGAAAAAUGCUUGUCAAAGGCGACAUUCUCAGCUGCUGAACAUUCUGCAUCUAUCCAUAUGCCACGCAUUGGUUACCGAGAUGGUUCUCAACGUUCGGAGUGGUAUACCAUCGAACGCCUGCUCAAGAAAUAUGCCUCACUCCACGGCAUCACCAUUUAUGUAUACUAUUUCCAGCGACCAUCCAGAGAACAGCAAGCAUCAGAUGACUAGUUCCUGGUGAAAUUAUGCAACAUAUAUAUUUCAUGCAACGUAUGUGCAAAAUAUAUGAAUUAGAGAUAUAUGCUAUUUGACAGAUAAGAGUUUGAGUUUUCUACGCUACUUUAAUUUUGCUGUGAAAGAAAAUUUGCAAGGUAAAGAGCAACUGCAGGUUUGAGAAUGAUGGAUGAUUUGAGUUUUUCUUAUGCUGCACAGUUACAUUUGUACAUUUUAAUAAUUAUUAUACUUUUUAAAUGUCAAUAUUAUAUAUAUGUUAUGUUACACUCCAAAGCAGGUACAAUAUUUUUUAUUUCUCUAGAAGAAAACAUGAACGUUGUAUCUUAUCUUAUAAUUUGAAUACAUGUAUCGCACACAUCUAACGGUACGGUGUCACCACUUUGUAUGUCAAACAUCAUGCUUGAUGGCGGAGCUAUAUCCGGUCUGAUCAUCGUAGUACUUCGACCACAGCAUCACCCCGCCGUACUUGUUCGACUGCUUCAGCGCCGGGAGGACAUCGGACUUGAGGUUCCCGGCCGGAAUGAACCCGCUGCCCGCAGCGACGGGCGAAGCCGGUAAGCCGAGGAAGAUGUUCGUGGCAUUGAUCCCCGUCGUCCACCGGCUCCACGACUCCUCCAAAUUGGCCGCUCCCCCGGUCCGCGAGUACUGGCACGGCGGGUUGUUGUAGAACUGCACCCACACAUAGUCGAAGAGUCCCGUUUCCAAAGCCUCUCCGACCGACGCGUCCGGGUACGGGCACUGCGGCGCCGCCGUCAGGCAUUGGAGUAGGGGUCGCAGUGCCCCGCGAGGUUGAGCUGCGGGGUGCGGCUGGAGCCGAAGCUGCAGAGGAAGGCUAGGUUGACGAAGGCGUAGUUUCCGGUCGCGCAGGUCUCGGCGAGGGUGCCCUCGUUGCCGUUCUGGCCCCAGUAGACAGCGAUGCGCCCGGCCCGCGAGCAAUGAAGCAGAGAAGAGAGGAGGAAGAAGAAGAGGAAGCAGCAAGGUUUAGUCGGAUUGCUAAGGCUUGAUGUUGCCAUUGUGAGUUUUUCUUGUUUUUUGCUGUGAAAAUUGAGGAGAAUGGAAGUGGUUUUUGAUGGAUGGAAAUUACAUUGCCAUGAGGAGCUUAUUAUAUAGUCUACGGAGGAGAAAUACGUGCCUUUUUGGGCACGAAUUCAAUGGGUUAAAAAUACACGCCCA